AUGGGCGAUUCCAUGAAGGAAGUUGUCGAGUCGCUCGACCCUGUCGCCCGACAGAUUAUUCCUCACGAUAUUGAUAUUGGCACUCUGGUACCUCUUAAGACCACACUUGAGCUCCGCGACAAUCUCUCCAUCGGCUAUGCAUAUGUUACCCGAGCACCUACUAAACUCACCAACGAUGUUGUCAACGUCGUGCGAUCUAUGGUCGGUGAUGAUCAGGCUAAGAACCUUCCUCACCUCCGACGUUGUUCUAAGCCGGCGGAUCUGCCGCCUCAAUUGAAGAACAAAUUCAUGAACGAAGGCACAUCUGGAAGAACCAUACAUACCGGGAAGUCCCAGUUCCUCUACAUUAUGCUUGGACCCCAAGAUGAACUAGAAUACGAGAACCUUGCAGCAGGCCUAUCCGCAAUUCCAGGAAUCGGUGAUGAUCUCUUCAUUGGCCUUAUACCAAUACCUCUUCUGGCUCCCACCUCUCAAAUUCAAGCAAACCUUUGGUCGCAACAGUUUUGGCAGUGCGUCUACCGCAAGAACAACCCACUCGGCCCUCAUCCUAGCAACAUCAGCCGUACUACGAAUGUCGUCUCCCGAGAUGCUUCGAUUUGGAUGAACCUGGCUCAUCAGGUUGCCAAGACGAGCCACAAGGCCGGUUUCGGAGAGCCCAUUGGCGCCGUGAUCGUCAAGCGUACCAUUCCAUCCAAGCCCGACCAGACUAAAGGUGAUGCUGGCAAGACGGAUGGCAACGCCUCUGAUGCCUGUACUACAGAUACCAUCCAAGGCGAUACAUCUGAUACAGGAGAUACCAAGUCAGAUGACGAUAGAAAGCAUGGGUUAUUUGCAGAAGACGACAUGGCUCCAAAGGCCGAGGGUUCAGCUGUCGAAGAGAAGGAGAGGGUCGAAAUUGUUGCUGUGGCAGGUGACGCUCGUUGGCACAAGCAGGAAAGAACAGGUCAGACUGGCAAUCCCAUGGCUCAUGCUGCUCUACGUGCCAUCAGCAUGGUAGCGCAAAAGCUCGUCCGAGCUGAGAACCGUGAACCCGCAGUGUCCAACCCUAUCCUUGAGUUCGAGGCUUUCCAGGACCGGCCGCUCCUGACAGACGAGCAGCUAGUCUUCGAUGCAGACCACCCGUGCCCAGACGGUUAUCUCUGCCACGAUCUCGAGCUAUACAUGACACAUGAGCCUUGUACCAUGUGCUCGAUGGCGAUCCUGCAUUCGCGCAUGGGCAGAAUCGUCUUUCGGCAGCGCAUGCCGUUGACAGGCGGCAUGAGCUCUGAGGACCGUGGCUAUGAUCUCUGCGGUGGCGAGAGCAUCUGUGAAAACGGCCCUUGUGGAGGCGGGCAGGGGCUUGGUCUUCACUGGCGCAAGGAGCUCAAUUGGAGCAUGUUAGGAUGGGAAUGGGAAACAGACAAAGCAGAGAGCCUUCCGGUGAGCCCACAUUUGCAUGCUUAG
Messenger RNA from Truncatella angustata, 1443 nucleotides. RefSeq lists its product as uncharacterized. NCBI's taxonomy places the organism in Eukaryota, Fungi, Ascomycota, Sordariomycetes, Amphisphaeriales, Sporocadaceae. Bases 1 to 1443 code for a protein of 480 amino acids. The record is from RefSeq and is a predicted model, not a curated record. Gene Ontology annotation, molecular function: tRNA-specific adenosine-34 deaminase activity. The transcript is spliced from 2 exons. Gene Ontology annotation, cellular component: nucleus; cytoplasm.